Molecule: messenger RNA, 1241 nt
Organism: Prosopis cineraria
Lineage: Eukaryota; Viridiplantae; Streptophyta; Magnoliopsida; Fabales; Fabaceae
Exons: 4
Coding region: 76-594 (172 amino acids)
Molecular function (GO): nucleic acid binding; endonuclease activity; zinc ion binding
Source: RefSeq, a predicted model, not a curated record
CCUCAUGAUUAGUUCGAUGCCUGUGCAACUUUUAACUUGGCUUCUUGCGAGUCCUUCGAACGAAAGAGAGGAGGGAUGAGUUCUCCGCCGCAUCGCUCUCCCGACGGCGGCGGCGGCGACAGACCCAGAUUCUUCGACUCCAAGGCCAAGAGCCUCUGCUGGGCAAAGGCUGAUGUUGUGCCCGGCCGUCAUCCAGACAGGUGGCGCAAAGACGCCGCCGGCAACAUUUUGUGCAAGCGCCUCUUCAACUGUCAAGGCUGUCUCUGCUUCGAAUACGAUCACAUCAUUCCCUUUUCCAAAGGUGGUGAAUCCACAGCAGAUAAUUGUCAGAUACUACAGACUAGAGUGAACAGAUUCAAGUCAAACAGGGAUCAGGUUGACCAAGAUUGGUUGAAGGGCUAUUCAUGUGACAUUAAUUUUUCUGUUUCAGAACAAUUGGCAGAUAAGGAGCUGGAUGUAAUAGAGAUGGCUGUUUAUGGGGACGUGAUUAGGCCAGGAAAUCAGUGUCGUUGCAGAACGGUAGCUGAAGUGCUUGGCAAAUACAAAUCUAAAGACACUACAGCUGCGUGUAAGCUGCCACAGGCAGGGGAAUGAAUCUCCAACAGACAGAAAAUCCUAGUGGGACCCACGCGGCAGAUUGUUGAGAUUAAAUUCUGACCAUUUUUUUGGAAGAACAGGUCCUUGAGGACUGAUAUCCAGACACUUCUUUAAGGGCAUUGCUAUAAGCUGUUAUCUUCUGCUUCUGUGAACGGGACAUUAACCUAAUUUCGGUGUUCCUAAUCUCCUGUUUGGUAUAUCGCAACUUGGUUCUUGAAAAUCAUGAAACACGUAAGAUUUCGAUAUUUGACAAUAGCAAUGGUUAUAGCUUCUUAAAUGUCUUCGGUCAACGUACCGUUCUACUGAUGGGGAAGAUGCAUAGUCAUAGUCGUCAACAAGAGGCUUGGCCGAGAAAGAGGUGAGGUGUGAUGGCAAGGGUCUUCCACUGAAUCUCCGACAAUGCUGUAGUUGGGUCUUCAUGCAUGACCCAGAGUCUAAAAAAUAAGUUAUAUUAUUGAUAAAUAGAAAAUAACAUGAUUCAAAAUUCAUGUAAACUGAAUUUAUGUAAGAUUUGACGGAGUUUUAAAUUGAUUGUAUGACAUAAAACAACUCUUUCUUUAUCCGGAUUUGUGAUCGGAUGUAAACUGAAUGAAAGUGGGAUAAUUCUGGUUGUUAUUGAAUGGUUAGUAGACCACCUUAGUGAA